ACAAAUAUAGACUACCUGCGUGCAGCAACCUUUCAGUUCAUUUAAGAUCGUUGCUAAUCGAGGAAAAGUACUUUGGCGCGGUGCUCCGAUAUAUUUCACCUAGUUUUAAAAAUUAAAUAAGAAAAAAUUCCAGUUACCUAAGAUAUAAACAUGCCGUUCACACCUGUUGAAACACCUAAAUGCCCAAAAUGUGGCAAAUCCGUAUAUGCCGCUGAAGAGAGAGUAGCUGGUGGUUACAAGUUCCACAAAACCUGCUUCAAAUGCGGAAUGUGCAACAAAGCUUUAGACUCCACGAACUGUACUGAACACGAAAAAGAGCUGUUUUGCAAAAACUGCCAUGCCCGUAAAUAUGGUCCAAAGGGUUAUGGUUUCGGUGGUGGUGCUGGAUGUUUGUCAAUGGAUACUGGAGCACAUUUAAACAGAGAUGACAUUGAUGGUGUACGUAAUGGUGCCCGCUUAGAGCCACGAGUAAUUGCUAAAGCUCCAGAAGGCCAGGGUUGUCCCAGAUGCGGUGGUUACGUAUAUGCGGCCGAGCAAAUGUUAGCACGAGGCAGAGGAUAUCAUAGACGAUGCUUCAAAUGCUUGCUUUGCAACAGAACACUCGAUUCUACAAUGCAUUGCGAUGGCCCUGAUAAAGAUAUAUAUUGCAGAGGGUGUUAUGCUCAGAAGUUUGGCGCCAGGGGUUAUGGUCAUUUAGGAAUUUCUUCUAUGGGACUUAUGUCUGACAUAAGAGACGCCGAGUGGCAAAGCGACUUGGCACCAAAAGUAGCAGAUAUAGAUGUUGGAAAGAUACAAGCACGUGCCGGUGAAGGCUGCCCACGAUGUGGUGGCGUUGUCUUUGCCGCUGAGUUGGUGCUCUCGAAGGGACGCGAAUGGCAUAGGAAGUGUUUCAAAUGCAGAGAUUGCACAAAGACGUUGGAUUCUAUCAUUGCAUGUGACGGACCCGACAAAGAAGUUUACUGUAAGACUUGCUAUGGAAAAAAAUGGGGCCCUCAUGGCUAUGGAUUUGCAUGUGGAUCCAGUUUUCUGCAAACUGAUGGCAUGACUGAAGAACAAAUUUCUGCUCAGCGUCCAUUUGUAUGCCCUGAUACCACGUCAAUCAAAGCACCUGAAGGUGAAGGUUGUCCACGUUGCGGUGGCGCCGUUUUUGCCGCAGAGCAACAACUUUCUAAAGGCCGUAUGUGGCACAAAAAGUGCUACAACUGCACUGAAUGUCAUCGGCCAUUGGACUCGAUGCUUGCUUGUGAUGGGCCAGACAAGGAUAUUUACUGUAAAGCUUGUUACGGAAAACGUUUCGGUCCUAAAGGAUUUGGUUAUGGACACGCACCAACGUUGGUGUCCACUUCCGGUGAAUCCACAAUCCAUUUCCCUGAGGGUAAGCCGUUAACUGGGCCUCGUUCAUCAGGAGGUUGUCCGCGGUGCGGAUAUGCCGUUUUUGCCGCGGAGCAAAUGAUUAGCAAGAGCAGAAUUUGGCACAAGCGUUGCUUCCAUUGCGCUGACUGUAGAAAAUCUCUAGAUUCAACCAAUUUAAAUGAUGGUCCGGACGGUGAUAUUUAUUGUAGAGCAUGCUAUGGUCGCAAUUUCGGACCCAAAGGUGUUGGUUUCGGUCUCGGUGCAGGCACCCUUACCAUGACAUAAAGUACUUUUCCAUAUAUAUUUACAUACACACAUAAAUAAAUACAUAUAUGCAUGCAUAUAUAUAAUAUUAUAA
Messenger RNA from Bactrocera tryoni, 1711 nucleotides. It is a transcript of the gene Mlp60A, whose product is annotated as muscle LIM protein Mlp84B. The transcript has 9 exons. Gene Ontology annotation, cellular component: Z disc; cytoplasm; nucleus. Gene Ontology annotation, biological process: sarcomere organization; muscle tissue development. The coding region runs from base 151 to 1638 and encodes 495 amino acids. The record is from RefSeq and is a predicted model, not a curated record. Lineage: Eukaryota; Metazoa; Arthropoda; Insecta; Diptera; Tephritidae. Gene Ontology annotation, molecular function: actinin binding; structural constituent of muscle.